Molecule: messenger RNA, 2232 nt
Organism: Haliotis rubra (blacklip abalone)
Lineage: Eukaryota; Metazoa; Mollusca; Gastropoda; Lepetellida; Haliotidae
Product: ETS translocation variant 1-like
Exons: 10
Coding region: 93-1616 (507 amino acids)
Biological process (GO): regulation of transcription by RNA polymerase II; cell differentiation
Cellular component (GO): nucleus
Molecular function (GO): DNA-binding transcription factor activity, RNA polymerase II-specific; sequence-specific DNA binding
Source: RefSeq, a predicted model, not a curated record
UAUCUACACUGGCGUGUGUGUUGAAACCUCGGAUUAUAUCUCCAUGUCUUUGUGAUAGCCUGGGAUUUUAUCAAAUAAGCACAGGUUAACCGAUGAAGGACAGUAGUUCUGACAGAGACACAGCUAGUCCCCAUGACAUGAGCGAGAGCCUCAAGCGGAAGAACCCGGAUCCAGAACUAAUACACGAUUCAGAAGAACUUUUUGCCGACUUGAGUCAAAUGCAGGAGACGUGGUUAGCAGAAGCCCGCUACACUUCGGGCACCGAAGAGGGUGAACAAUACGUCCCAGAAUUUGCAGCCAAUGGAAACCCUUACAUGAAGGUCAAGGCUGAACAGAAGUCGACCAACUGCUCCAAGCCUUGCAGUCAACUCGUCUCCAAACAAGCUGUAUCCGCCUCCAAGUUUGAAUAUGGAGAAAAAACAUUUGUAAACAGUCCAUAUGAACAUGCGACCCCAUCACCAACAGGAUCCGCGUGUUCUUCCGCCUCAGGAAAAGAGUCCGUGUCAUCGGGUUCCUACAAAGAAUCCUCUUUCAGUAACCAUACGGAGUUAUAUCCACCAGGGUCGGAGAGGUAUCAGCGAUCUCAUUCGGAACCAAGCAGCGGUUACACUACCCCUGAGCCCCGCCCACAAGCCUUCCCCAACCCCCCUCCAGUGCUGCCCCACCCCUACCAUCAACAAAUGCUGAAACACGACUAUGAGCGGAACUACGACAUGGGAAGAAAUCACGGGUACCCAUCUGCCCCGGCUGCUCACUCGGGAUCUCUGGCCAUCAAACAGGAACCACGGGAAAGCUCAUUUGAUGGAAGUCAGUGCUGUGAAAGUCUACGGCCCUGUCCUACCUUCCCCAGACCAGACUUCACCAACCAUGGCAGUCCUCAGGAAGGAAUGCCCUACCCGUAUGACAACACAAUGCGAUUUUUCUAUCACGACGAAUCAGCAUACUUCAGUCAUUUGAGAGAAAAACAUAAAGGUAUGGAAAUGAAGGCUGAGUUUUACAGGGAUCUGUAUCUUGAGCGCUAUCACCACAGAGAUGGUGCCCCGCCCACAUACCAGCGCCGUGGGUCGUUACAGUUGUGGCAGUUCCUGGUGGCGCUGCUGGAUGACCCGUCAAACUCCACCUUCAUUGCCUGGACAGGACGGGGACUGGAGUUUAAACUCAUCGAACCAGAGGAGGUGGCAAGACGAUGGGGAAUUCAGAAGAACCGCCCUGCUAUGAACUAUGACAAACUCAGUCGGUCUCUGCGAUAUUACUACGAGAAAGGCAUCAUGCAGAAGGUAGCCGGGGAGCUCUACGUGUAUAAAUUUGUCUGUGACCCAGAGGCUCUGUUUUCAAUGGCAUUCCCAGAUAACCAUCGUCCAAUCCUGAAAGGCGAACCAAACAAAGAGGACUUUUUAAAAUCAUCCAAUCAGCAGCUAGAUAAUCAGCCGCUGGCAUUAACGACGACACCCCCACAUGCCCACAAUCCUCACAUGUCCCACAGUAUGCGUGGCUUCAACAUGCCGUCCCAGCAUACAAACAGUCCCAUGACAGCGGAGCAACAUCGUCUACAAUAUAUGCAAGAAGUACAGCGAAUGUACGGCCCCGGCUCGUAUAUGGAGGGCUGUGUCUACUGACUAUAAAGAUGGACAACGUUUUCAAAUCUGUUACACAAUACUACAUCAGCUGGUACAUUUCUUAAUCUCAGUAUUCAUACUGGGACUGAGUAAUUUUGAAAUUUACUUACAAUGAUUAUGAUAAGGAGAUAACUGGGUGGUUUGAGUUUACCAGUGCUCAUUGAUCUCACAUAAGCAGUAAACAACCGAGGCCGACAUCACUUCAGGCUUCCCGCCUGCAUCAACACAGCUGACACACCUUGGUGUAAGAGGGGCGCACUCAGGGCCCACUUGCACAAAGUGAUCUUAGCGCUAAGACCGUCUUAAGCAUAUGUGAGAGUAUGGGAGUUACAUUUAGUGGAGCGCUAAGAUUGGUUUGGUGCAAGUAGACCCUGGUCAUCAAAGGUUCCACAAUAAGGUCAAGGGUAUAAAUGAUGUUGCAGUUUCUAUUUUAUCUGAGUCUGUGAGGUAACCUAGUCGUUAAAACAUCGGCUGAUCUGAGGCCCAGGUUUAACUCCCGUUUCAUCCACUAAAAAAGUAACCUAAGUGUGACCCUAGACUGAUGCUUAGUUUCUGAAUAUAUACAAUUUUGACAGAAACAAGGAAUUCCAUUUAAAUUGAAAAAGGAGCCCCAUUG